Molecule: messenger RNA, 1048 nt
Organism: Paramuricea clavata
Lineage: Eukaryota; Metazoa; Cnidaria; Anthozoa; Malacalcyonacea; Plexauridae
Source: the annotation of a GenBank genome assembly
AUGCAUCUCGUACAACAUCUUCGACGAUUGGCAGAACUACGCGAAAGGUUUGCCAGUCGCAAUGGAAACAUAGGACGCCCAAGAAUAUUUCGAAAUAGAGACGACGUGUUGGAUACUCUAAACGACAAUGAAUUCUUACAGAGAUACAGGAUGACGAGGCUCAUGUUCUAUGACCUUCUUGGGCAAAUUCGUGAUAACAUUGAACAUAAUACAAAACAAAAUCAUGCACUUACAGCAGCUCAGCAGUUACUCAUUGAGUUACGCUUCUUAGCAAGCGGCUCAUUCCAACAAGUUAUAGCCAACACGAUUAAAGUAAAUAAGAGUACUGUAUGCCGAACCAUUACAAGGGUUACCAAUGCGUUACUCAAUUUACAAAAUUCAUUUAUUUAUUGGCCUUCCGAACAAGAAUGUGCUCGAACUUCUUCAAUCAUAUACCAAUCAACCAAGUUUCCCUGUGUGGAAGGAUUUGUAGAUGGUACGCAUGUGCAAAUAGUAAAAAAGCACACAUCCAUGAACAGGUGUAUGUAAACAGAAAAGAUAUUCAUUCCAUCAACAUACAAAUUUGCGGAAAUGGAGAUAUGACCAUAAUAGACGACGUUGUAGCAAAGUGGGAUCAGUAAAUGAUGCAAGAAUUCUUCUAAACUCCUCGCUGUAUGAGAAGUUCACGGAGCAAGUUUUACCAUAUUUGCCAAAUGGAAUAAUUCUUGGCGACGCUGGGUAUCCUUUGCUUGAAUGGCUCCUCGUACCUUAUGUUGACCAUCCGGGUAUGACAGAGGGAGAACGGCGCUUUAACAAGGCCCAUAAAUCGGCUCCAUGUGUUAUUGAACAAAUAAUCGGCAUUUUAAAGAGACGGAGGGCAUGCUUAAAAGAACUACAUUUACGUCCAGAAAAAUGCUGCAAAAUAGUUAUUGUAUGUUGUAUUCUGCACAAUUAUUGUCGUCAUAUUCCAUUGAACGAAGAUGAGCUAAACGUUGCGGUUGAUCAUGAGCGUGAUGACGAAGAUUAUAAUGAAACAGGGAAGGUUGCAAAAAACGCAAUGAUUUUGUGA